Messenger RNA from Sardina pilchardus (European sardine), 3910 nucleotides. It is a transcript of the gene usp48, whose product is annotated as ubiquitin specific peptidase 48. The record is from RefSeq and is a predicted model, not a curated record. The coding region runs from base 138 to 3281 and encodes 1047 amino acids. The transcript is spliced from 28 exons. NCBI's taxonomy places the organism in Eukaryota, Metazoa, Chordata, Actinopteri, Clupeiformes, Clupeidae. Gene Ontology annotation, biological process: protein deubiquitination. Gene Ontology annotation, cellular component: cytosol; nucleus. Gene Ontology annotation, molecular function: cysteine-type deubiquitinase activity; protein binding; cysteine-type endopeptidase activity.
GCCCUUUCUGAAGGGAGGAAAGUACUCAUAUCACAACUGACGCAAGGGCGCUAAAUACGAACUGGAAUGAAAUGUCAUCACAAGUGCAUUACAUCUAACGUUAACGGUAUUAUCGGAAAUGUAACAUCGAGUGCAGGAUGGCUCCUCGGGUACAGCUAGAGAAAGCCGCUUGGCGGUGGGUUGAGACAGUUAAACCAGAAGAUAUUAAAAGCGAACACAUUGAACAAGCUUAUCGAAUCGCUCUACCAGCGUGCAAAAGAGGAACAUGCAGGAGGAAUUGUAAGGGAAACCCGAAUUGCUUAAUUGGGAUUGGAGAACAUCUCUGGUUGGGGGACAUUGACGAGAACACCUUCCAUAACAUUGAUGACCCCAGCUCAGAACGACGAGACAAGAAUACAUUUGUGGGAUUAACAAACCUGGGUGCCACCUGCUACGUUAACACCUUCCUCCAAGUUUGGUUCCACAACUUGGAGCUCCGGCGGACCUUAUAUCUCUGCCAGAACUCCUGGGUUGAUAGACAAAACAUAGACUCAGAGGAUGAGCCGGAGACAAUAUGUGAGCAUCUCCAGUACUUGUUUGCAUUGCUGCAGAACAGCAGCAGAAGAUCCAUCGAUCCAUCGGGGCUUGUGAAAGCUUUAGGACUUAACACGGGACAACAACAGGAUGCACAAGAAUUCUCCAAGCUGUUCCUCUCCCUCCUGGAAGACAUCCUCUCAAAACAGAAGAACCCUAGCCUCCAGAAUGUCAUUCAGCAGCAGUUCAGUGGAAUGAUCUCCUAUGUGACAAUAUGUGACCAGUGUGGUCGGUCCUCUUCCCUACCCUCCCGAUUCUACGAAUUGGAACUUAAUAUUCAAGGGCACAAAAAUCUUACAGAGUGUCUCACAGAGUUCUUAAAGGAGGAGAAGCUUGAUGGAGAUAAUUGCUACUUCUGUGAGACCUGCCAGAGUAAACAGAGUGCUACACGUCACAUUAAACUCCAAAGUUUGCCUCGAACCCUUAACCUGCAACUCAUGCGUUUUGUCUUCGACAGGAAAACGGGUCAUAAAAAGAAGCUAAACACCUUCAUUAAUUUCCCAGAGAUCCUGGAUAUGGGACCAUUUCUGGAAAGGAAAGAGGACAAGUGUGUUUUUGAGCUGAGUGCCGUACUUAUCCAUCGAGGCAUCAGUGCAUAUUCAGGUCACUACAUUGCUCAUGUACAAGAUGCUCUCUCCAACGACUGGUACAAGUUCAACGAUGAGGAGAUUGAGAAAAUGGAGGGCAAGAAACUGCAGUUGGGACUUGAGGAGGACAUUGCGGAAACUGUCAAAAUAUCCCAGACCCGGAAGCCCAAAUGUGGCAGAGGAGACCACUGCUCUCGAAAUGCCUACAUGCUAGUGUACAAACGCCAGACAGAACAAGAGGACAGGAAUGAGACCAAUGUAGAGGUGCCAGAAUUUCUUCAGAAGCUUGUUGAAAAGGACAAUCGGAAGUUUGAGGAAUGGUGCAGUGAGAUGGCUGAGAUGCGAAAACAGAGUGUAGACAAGGGCAAAGCCAAACACGAGGAGGUGAAGGAGCUCUACAAGUUGUUGCCUGCAGAAGACGGCCAUCCCUAUGAGUUUGUGCCAUUGGACUGGUUGAAGAAAUGGCUUGAUGACUCCAUCACGACGAAGGCAAUUGAAAAUGACCAAUUCCUGUGCUCUCAUGGGAAACUUCAUCCUGAUAAGAUUGGCGAGGCCAAACGGAUCUCCUUCAAAGCAGCCAGCCUCCUUUUUAGCCGAUAUGGAGGAGGCCCCAGACUAGACAAAUCGUCCCUGUGUAGAGAGUGUGUCACGCAGCGUUGCCAAGUUCUGCGGUUGAAGAAUCAGCUCACAGACGACUACAAGGAGAUGUCCAACCUCAUCAAAGCACCACCACCAAGUGAUAAAGGGUUUUGGGUGGGCAAACUGUCUCUACGCAUCUGGAAGCAGCUGGCAUUUGAGCAGAUGGAAGAGGAUGAGGAGCAUACUAAGCAUGGUGACCACAAAACCAAUGGAGAUCGUUCCAACAUCAUGUUGAGCAAAGGUGCAAAGACGACAGACAGAGAAGACAUGGAUACUGAGGGCAUGAAGACCAUCAAUGAAGACAUCCUCUGUCCUCAUGGGAGCCUCAGUAUCCUAUCGAGUGAGAGAAGACUGGUGUCUGUGGAGGUGUGGGACAAACUGAAGCUGUACUUCCCCAAAGCACCGGAGUUCACCUAUCAGCAAGAACCCUGUCAGCAUUGUCUGAGACUGGAGCGAGAGGACCGACAAAAUGAGGAGUUGAACAAAAUGAUGGCCAUUGAGCAGAAGACUGCUCUACUCAACCUAUUCCAGGAGAAAAAUAGACCGACUCUGCAGAAAUGGCCUGAAGAAGAGGAUGUUUUAUACAUUGUUCCACCAUUCUUUGUGGCUGAAUGGAGGAAGUUUAUCAGGAGGCCUGCCAAAAGCACACCUGUGUCAAGUGUGAGCAAUAGCAUCCUGCUUUGCCCUCAUGGUGGCUUCAUGUUCACCUACGAGUCGAUGCUAAUAGGAGAUGCUGAGCAUAUAGCUCUCCUCUGGCCGAACGAGUGGGAGGUGAUCAGGACCCAUUUCCUUGUGGACCAGCCUAUUUCUAUAAGCAGGAUAAAGCCAGAACAUGGUAUCAACACUGUUGAAUUUCGCACACGACCAGAUUUGUGUCAGGAAUGCCGAGAAGGCUUCAUGUUCCAACAGCAGAGAGACAUGAGAGAGUACACUCAGGCUACAGUCUAUGUGCGCAAAGUCAUCAACAACAAAAGGGCAUUGAAGGAUGAUGCCCCAUCCCUUAAUAUAAGCGGUUCGGAAGCAGAAGAAGAUACGGAAGCCAAAGUUGAUGGAGAGAAAGACCCAGAUUUUAGCCAGUUGGAAAAUGGUGCCAAGCGGAAAAAGAUUGACAGCAGUGGUGUGGGUUCUGCGGUGCAUCCAGUAGCUAGGGCACCCACAGACAAAGGCAUCCGCAGGAGCACGCGUCAUCACAAGCUUCGAGGAGAGAAAGCCCUCAUUGUCUCUGCCAACCAAACACUCAAGGAGCUCAAAAUACAGAUCAUGCAUGCCUUUUCUGUUGCUCCAUUUGACCAAAACCUGUCCAUAGAUGGCCGCAGCCUUACUGAUGACUCUGCUACUCUGGGUAGCCUAGGGGUGAUACCAGACAGCAUCAUCUGCCUGAAGGCUGAUGAACCCUUAGCAGAUUAUUCAGCGAUAGAUGAUGUUUACCAAGUGUGUUUGCCUGAGGAGGGAUUUAAAGGCACAGGACUCCUGGGACACUGAAAAAAAAAACAUAAUCAGAUUCUGUAUUCAUGUUCACGUGUUGAUAAAAGUUAGAAUAUUUUCAAGAUUGCUAAUGAUAGGGUAACUUCUAAGAUGGGAAUUUUCGAUUUUAUGUUUUUUAUUAUUUGUCACCAUUGUCAUUGGACUUUGACUGUAAUGCCAGUUCUACAGAUGUGUCUUUCAUUAAGUGUCUAGACAAAUUUGUUUUGCUUUUGUAAGACUAAAGUUGUUUUGCAAAGACAUCCAAUUGUCUCUUUGAGUGAUAUGUGAAAUGUUCCAUAGCAAUCCAUUUCUUUCCACUUGAAGGGAAGGGUUUUGUGGAGAAAUUACAUGAUGUCUUCUAAUUAUCUUCUUAAGGUGAUACAUAUGUUCUCUCCAGUUAAGUCAGAUAUGUUGAAGCAUCCAUGAGAAGCUUAUAAAUAAUGGAAAUGACCUUUCCUUGUAUGCCUAAGAUUCACCAAUGUAUGGAUGUGGGAGUUACAUGCACUAUGAGUGAGAACUUGAAUGGUGUUAGAAAGUGUUUUUGAAACAAUUUUACCUGCAAUCUUGAACAGGGUGCAGAAGAUGGUGUGUAGCUUUCUUUAUGAUAUUUCUUAUGAGCAAUAAAAUUAUUCUCUUCCCUAAAAAAA